AGCUGCCCGAGUGGCUGCGGGACCUGCCGCGGGAGGUGUGCCUGUGCACCAGCACCGUGCCCGGCCUGGCCUACGGCAUCUGCGCGGCGCAGAGGAUCCAGCAGGGCACCUGGAUCGGGCCCUUCCAGGGCGUGCUGCUGGCGCCGGACAAGGUGCAGGCAGGCGCCGUGCGGAACACGCAGCACCUGUGGGAGAUAUAUGAUCAAGAUGGGACACUACAGCACUUUAUUGAUGGUGGGGAACCUAGUAAGUCGAGCUGGAUGAGGUAUAUCCGAUGUGCAAGGCACUGCGGAGAACAGAAUCUAACAGUAGUUCAGUACAGGUCGAAUAUAUUCUACCGAGCCUGUAUAGAUAUCCCCAGGGGCACCGAGCUUCUGGUGUGGUACAAUGACAGCUAUACGUCUUUCUUUGGGAUCCCCUUACAAUGCAUUGCCCAGGAUGAAAACUUAAAUGUCCCUUCAACGGUCAUGGAAGCCAUGUGCCGGCAAGAUGCCCUGCAGCCCUUCAGCAAGAGCAGCAAGCUCUCCCCGGCCACCCUGCAGCGCUCCGUUGUUUUCCCACAGACUCCAUGCAACAGGAACUUCCCUCUCUUGGAUAAGUCUGGGCCCAUUGAAUCAGGAUUUAACCAAAUCAGCGUGAAAAACCAGCGAGUCCUCGCAAGCCCAACUUCCACCAGCCAGCUCCACUCGGAGUUCAGUGACUGGCACCUCUGGAAGUGUGGGCAGUGCUUUAAGACUUUCACCCAGAGGAUCCUCCUCCAGAUGCACGUGUGCACGCAGAACCCCGACAGACCCUACCAGUGUGGCCACUGCUCCCAGUCCUUUUCCCAGCCUUCAGAACUGAGGAACCACGUGGUCACUCACUCCAGUGACCGGCCUUUCAAGUGCGGCUACUGUGGUCGUGCCUUUGCCGGGGCCACCACCCUCAACAAUCACAUCCGAACCCACACUGGAGAAAAGCCCUUCAAGUGCGAGAGGUGUGAGAGGAGCUUCACACAGGCCACCCAGCUGAGCCGACACCAGCGGAUGCCCAAUGAGUGCAAGCCAAUAACCGAGAGCCCAGAAUCAAUCGAAGUGGAUUAACUGAUUGACUGGUUGGAAUUAAACUGCAAGGAAAGUCAUGAUUAAAUGUCACGGACACUUAAGCAAAACCAAAGAUUUCCUCUGAGCAACUUUCAAUCAGUCCCAGAAAACCAAAAGCAGUAAUAAAAUAAGUAAGAUGUUAAGAGAUAUUGAUCCUGGCGUGGCAGUCAGACCAGGAAAGAGAUUAUUUAUUUAUGACUAGGGAUGGAACUGAUUGCAGUGGACAACUGCCCUGGGAUGGUUCACAUUUCCAGUCCUACCGUGUGUUUGCUUUGUUUCUAAAAAGCUUUUUUAAAACUGUUAUUUAAUACCAAAGGGAGGAACUGAGUGGGUUCUUCUACCCACAUUGUGACUAAGAAUGCACAGGGACUUGGUUCUCGCUGCACCUUUUUCAUAGCAUGUUUCGAGGAGACCCGUGGUACAGUCCUUUCUGCUGUUCUGGUUCUGGCCUGGCCCUGCCCGACGCUGGACACCCAGCAGGGACCGCAGAAGCAGCAGCUAGAGCCUUGCUGGGCAGUGCCGCCUGCGGCCCAAGGCAGCUUGUUCAGGACCCUUCUUCGUAUGCACUUUCACAUGGCUCCUUCCGCCCAGCACCGCUUCUUGAUGCAGGAAAGCCGGGAAGAGGAAGAGACCAGCUUCAGCUUGGAAAUGGAAAGGAAGAGGCGGGGACUUCGUCCUGUCAGGAUUUCAAAACAUUUAAAAUGUAUGAAGCUUCAUAAUACAGUAUAUUGUUCCGAAGCAGCUAGUUGAGAAAAGUUUGUUUUCAGUAACAUUUUAGCUUAAAAAGAGGAAAUAAAGUUCUUCACUUUGAGGCUAAAUAUAAGGUAUUAGGCUUGAAGUAAUUUUUGUUGUUUCUGUGCAACCGUUGAAUGUGUGCACAAUCUGAGUGCCGAGCCCAGUGCACAGUAGUUGCGGUACCAGGGGCUUCGUCUUCCUUCCUGUACGGUGGAGCCUGGGAGUCCUCUUUAUUCACUGCGGAGCAUCGCAGAUGCAUUUGUGCAGAAACAGGCCAGACAAAGAAACGUUGAGAGGAGGAGCCACGGAGAGGUUGUGGUUGACCAGACUGCCCAGAACCAGCCAGUUUUAUCAAUAGGAAUUGUCUGUCUCUCUCCUGAGGUUGAUUAAACAAAGGAAGUGUGUACACCAUUUCGCUGUUCUUUGAUUGAGUGCUUGGAAGGCAGGUUUGGUUUCAGCUAGCUUCCUGGCGGUUCAGCAGUGGUGCUCAAGAACUGAGUCAGAUUCUGUGGAGCCUUCCCACGUCAGGAGGAAACUUGAGUCCUGCAGCUGUGCGUCAGUACCUCUCAGAAGCUGGGUUUUCCUCUAUUGCCAGUUGGGAUCAAAGUGAAUAAUUUAUUUAGUGUUUAAUAACAAGGUUUCUUGGUCAACUGAUAGCAAAUUAUAGCCUCUUAAACUUGUCUUUGUGUUCUCCCGUUGUCUUCUGGGGGAGGGAGGGGGAGAGCGAGAGAGCGAGACAGAGAGAGAGAGAGAGAGAGAGAGGGAGAGAGAGAGUAAGCAGAACUCACUAGUGAAAGGCGUGGAGACGGUAGUUGAGAUUAAUCUAUCAUCAUGUAUUGGUUCUCCAAAAAUCUCCCUUCUCUUUUAACUUCAUUUCAUUAUUCUUUAGCACCCAACUGCCACAUUCAAAAUGGGACAAGAUAGGGCCUCAUUAACACACUUGUAAUUAUUAAUCUCUAGGAUUGUGGGCCACAAAGAGAAGUUUGACUAAUUUUGACCUCUGUUGCCCAAUCUCAAAUCAUUCAUCUAAAAUCUACCCCCCCCACUCCGAUUGGCUAUUUGGCAUGGCAAUUGUGCAAUCUAUGCUACUAUGGAACUGUUCUUAAUUGAGAGUAUUUUCCUGGUAGGUAGGAAUGCAUUAUAAUUUUAUAGUUUCCUACCCUAAAAGACUGAGACAUUUGCCAGCAAUGUGUGUCACUGGGAUGGGUGGACAGACUGUGCCACCAUAUUAACCUGAAACUUGCAAUAAAAUAGUAGAUCAGCUGUAGAGAUGAGCAAACUCUUCCAUGUAUUAAGGUUGAGACAUUAAUAUGGUUGAAAUUUUUGAAAACGAUAAUAAGGAACGUAUCUGUAUGUUUAUAAUCUAUUUUCAGUAAGAAAAAUCAGCUCAGUCACUUCACUUCAUUUUCUAGUUAAAUACAAGGUGGCCCACUCAUGGGUCAAAAUGCAGAAUGAGAAGGCUUCGCUUCUCCCUUGAUAGCUGGCAUGAGCAGAAUUUCUAUAACAGUGAGUUCUGCCACCCUGCUGGCUUUGCUAACUGGUCCCAAACUCCUAGUGACUCUGGCAGUAACCCUUACCAGAGGAGUCUUGAGAAUUCUACUCCAUUUAAGUCUGUUAUUUUUUUCUCUGUUACUAAGACUUGCACAUGUAUAUUCCACCAAAUUUGGUCAGAAAAUACUUGUUGCUUAACACAUAGAAAAUUGGAUACUUAAACGUUCCAGGCAUUUGGGAACAUUCACAACUGCCACAUUGCAUAGCCAUUUCACCUUCCAGCAGAGCAGUGUAGGCUGUCUGUCCACAAGAUGGGCCUGCUCUGCAAAAUAAUGUGGGGCCCUGGAGCAGGUGCGGAGAUUGCUGGGUUCCAAAUGCUUUGAGUCAGUGUGUGUCCUAGGAAGAGGUUCCUCCUUGAGACCUCCAGCAGUAGGAAGGCUUUAGAGUUUCCUACUCAGCAUAGACAUGCAGCCGCUUAGUAUACAGUACAGGAGUGGCAGAGUUUGCUGUCAGGAAGAUACGCCAGCUUCCCAUAUUAGAAACUUUGAGACUAAUAAUGGCAUAUAGAUAAUAGAAGCUCUGAGUUACUGAGGAAGGAAGGUACCAAACGCAGACAGUCAGUUGUCUCAGGGUUUGGCUCUCAAAACAAACCUUCUUUACCAUUUUCUGUUGUGGGGCAGAAGAUUGGUUUUUGUUGUUGUUAUUGCUAGAACAAGACUUUCCAGCCUAGCAUAUGUUUAGCUAAGAGUCUAAGCCAAAGGGUAACACUAGAUAAAAGUCAGUGCAAGAGGAGUGGGUGGAUCUGUAGACUAUCACUUUUCUGAAGGAAAGCUGAAUACUUUGCCCAGGAAAUGUGCAUUUUUUUUUUUUUUUUGCUAAAGUUUUCACUUUGGUUCUGUCUUCAUAUUUAAAAUUUUCUUUUUUCAGGGGAGAUACACUUCUACAAAGCUAUUGUAUAGAUAAAGCUGUAAAUGUUAACCUUGUAUAACUAAUAUAAUUUGAUUCCAUCGGUAAAUUUUUAUUGAGUAUUCAUUCAAGUGUAGCCUUGUUAAGAAACUAUAACAGAUUAUGAUACCACUUCUACUUCACACGAUUAUUAUUUAUUGGAAUUUACCUUGGAAAAAUGUCAUUCUAGUCCAGAUCUACAAGUAUUUAUAAACAUUUGCAAACUCA
Messenger RNA from Chinchilla lanigera (long-tailed chinchilla), 4481 nucleotides. Its product is annotated as putative histone-lysine N-methyltransferase PRDM6. Gene Ontology annotation, molecular function: histone methyltransferase activity; protein binding. Lineage: Eukaryota; Metazoa; Chordata; Mammalia; Rodentia; Chinchillidae. The record is from RefSeq and is a predicted model, not a curated record. Gene Ontology annotation, cellular component: nucleus.